This is a messenger RNA of Abrus precatorius (Indian licorice), 2907 nucleotides long. RefSeq names its product pre-rRNA-processing protein TSR1 homolog. The transcript is spliced from 21 exons. Gene Ontology annotation, molecular function: GTPase activity; GTP binding; U3 snoRNA binding. Bases 86 to 2461 code for a protein of 791 amino acids. The record is from RefSeq and is a predicted model, not a curated record. Gene Ontology annotation, cellular component: nucleus; preribosome, small subunit precursor. Lineage: Eukaryota; Viridiplantae; Streptophyta; Magnoliopsida; Fabales; Fabaceae. Gene Ontology annotation, biological process: maturation of SSU-rRNA from tricistronic rRNA transcript (SSU-rRNA, 5.8S rRNA, LSU-rRNA); ribosome biogenesis; endonucleolytic cleavage of tricistronic rRNA transcript (SSU-rRNA, 5.8S rRNA, LSU-rRNA).
AUAUAAAAUUUUAUAUGGCUUGAGUUUCUUUGUUUGCUAAAACCCUGUGCAGCUUUUUUGCUUCCCAAAUAGGGUUUUGCUUACAAUGGGAGGGACGCGAGUUCAAGUGAAUAAGCCUCACAAGUCUCGCUUCUCUUCUAAAUCUUCUCGGAAUGUUCAUAAAACAUCUGUCAAAGAUAGAAUCGCGGUCGCGAAAACAGAGCGCAAUGUUGGAAAAGGAGCACGUGCUGCUCGAAUUCAGAGAAAUAAAAUGAUACGUGAUCAGAAAAGAGCUGCGGUUUUGAAAGAAAAAAGAGAAUUGAGUGGGUCGCGAAGUCCUCCUCGAGUUAUAGUGCUCUUUGGCCUCUCUGCUUCUGUGGAUUUAGAAUCACUUGCUGGGGAUCUCUUGUCAAUAUUAUCUAAAGGUUCUUCUAUGGGUCUGCCAGGAACGGUUGCUUCUUCUGAAUAUAGGACAAGAAUAACGGUUCUAAAAGCACCUCAUGGUGAUCUCCUAUCAUGCAUGGAAAUGGCCAAGGUCGCUGAUCUACUGGUUUUUGUGACCUCUGUAAGGUCUUUCUGCAAAGAACCCGAUUCUUACUACAUUGACUCAUUUGGAAGUCAAUGCCUUUCUGUAUUUAGGUCUCUUGGUUUACCAAGCACUGCUGUGUUUAUUCGUGAUCUACCUACUGAGCUUAAACAAAGAAAUGAACUGAAGAAGAUGUGUACAUCUAGUCUCGCCUCUGAAUUUCCUGAAGAUUGUAAAUUUUAUCCGGCUGAUACAAAGGAUGAGCUGCACAAGUUCUUGUGGCUCUUUAAAGAGCAAAGGCUUAAGGUUCCUCAUUGGAGAAAUCAACGAUCUUACCUCUUGUCCCAAAAGGUUGAUGCAGUAUAUGAUGGAAACUCUGAAAAAUGCACGCUGCUUCUCACUGGUUAUCUUCAUGCUCGUAGCCUCUCAGUCAAUCAACUGGUUCAUGUGUCAGGUGCAGGAGAUUUCCAAUUGGGUAAAAUUGAAGUUCUUAAAGAUCCUUGUCCUUUGAAUGCAAGGAAAAAUCAGGACUUAAUGGAUUCAGAAGAAAUCCAUGCUGUGGAGGUCAUUGGCUCUUUGGUUCCAGAUCCUCAUAACCAGGAAGCCAUAGUCAUUGAGAAUAUACCUGAUCCUCUUGCUGGAGAGCAGACAUGGCCAACAGAGGCUGAAAUUGCUAAGGCUGAUGAAGAUGGAAAGAAGAAGAUAAAAAAGAGGAGUCUUCCCCGUGGCACUUCAGAAUAUCAGGCUGCAUGGAUUGUUGAUGAUUCUGAUGAGGAGGAGUCAGAUUGUGACGAUGAAAAUGAUGAUCAUAUGUUGUUGGAUGAAGGGCAAGAAGGGUUUUCUGCUCAAGAGGGAAAUAAGUAUUCAGAAUUUGAUGAUGACGCUUCACUUAGAUUUGGAGAUUCUGAGGAAGAAACUGACAAUGAUUCAGUUAUGAUGGAAGUGGAUAACAUGACCAGAGAGAAGAUACAAGAUGAACUAAAGGAACUUAAAGAAGCACAUGCUGCAGAUGAAGAGUUUCCUGAUGAAGUGGAUACCCCAUUAGAUGUUCCUGCCAGGAAGCGGUUUGCAAAAUACAGAGGACUCAAGUCCUUUAGGACUUCUUCAUGGGAUCCUAAAGAAUCUCUACCCCAAGAUUAUGCCAGAAUUUUUGAAUUUGAUAAUUUUAAAAGAACACAAAAACAUGUUCUUGCUAAAGCCUUAGAACUGGAUCAAGAAAACCGGAAGGACUGUAUUCCAGUUGGCUCAUAUGCUAGACUGCAUAUCAUGGGAGUGCCUAGUGCUGUUGCUUCAAAGUUAUGCAUGCUUGCAAAGACAAUACCAGUUACAGCAUGUGGCCUGUUGAAGCAUGAGUCCAAAGUAUCUGUUCUUCAUUUCAGUGUGAAGAAGCAUGAAACAUAUGAUGCACCCAUCAAAUCCAAGGAAGAGUUGAUAUUUCAUGUAGGGUUUCGGCAAUUUGUUGCCAGGCCAAUUUUCUCUAGUGAAUUCAUAAAUACAGACAAGAACAAGAUGGAGAGAUUUCUCCAUGCUGGGCGCUUUUCAGUUGCUUCAAUCUAUGCACCAAUUUCAUUUCCUCCUCUUCCUUCAAUAAUCCUAAAGAGAACUGGAGGGGAUGCUGCACCUGCAGUGGGUGCUGUUGGCUCACUGAAAACUGUUGAUCCAGAUAGGAUAAUCCUUAAGCGGGUUAUUUUGACAGGUUACCCCCAAAGAGUAUCAAAACGUAAAGCUUCUGUGAGACACAUGUUUUAUAAUCCAGAGGAUGUUAGAUGGUUUAAGCCUGUUGAGCUUUAUACAAAACGUGGUCUUCGUGGGCGAAUUAAAGAACCUGUUGGUACACAUGGAACAAUGAAGUGCCUUCUCAAUGGGGUUCUUGAACAGCGUGAUACUGUGUGUAUGAAUUUAUACAAACGUGCAUACCCGAAGUGGCCAACCCAUCAUUUUCCCUUAUCACAAUAGUGAUGGGAUGGCUGUUGAAUUCUGUUAUUGGUCAAGGAAUUCAGAAGAAAGCCAAUUGUAUAUUGAUUGGGAAUGAAGCUAUGGUUCAGAUUGAUUUCCUCGUAUGGAGGAUGUAGUUUAGUGACAAUUUACUUACUUUUUUUCCACCCCCUUUUGCCCAUGUGCUCCCUUUUUGUAUUUGCAUACAGGAGUAUUGAAGUGUAAUAGUUAUUCCCAUGUACGUUUAAAAGUACUUGGGUAAAUGUGUUAAUUUUUGUUUUUCAAGGACCAUAUUUUUUUCAUUCCUGAACGAAGUGCAUUUUAAUGUAGGCAACAUCAUACUCCUUAUGAACUUGGGAUGUAUUGACCCACUUGAAGUUAUUGGUUUGAACCUUUCAGUCGAUAGUUAUUAUCUAUUGGAAGUGCUUAAUUUGAAGUAUUAUUGAGUCGGGUUUAGUUCUAAGUUU